This is a messenger RNA of Lates calcarifer (barramundi perch), 804 nucleotides long. Its product is annotated as cytochrome b-c1 complex subunit 6, mitochondrial. The record is from RefSeq and is a predicted model, not a curated record. NCBI's taxonomy places the organism in Eukaryota, Metazoa, Chordata, Actinopteri, Centropomidae. Gene Ontology annotation, biological process: mitochondrial electron transport, ubiquinol to cytochrome c. The coding region runs from base 121 to 420 and encodes 99 amino acids. The transcript has 4 exons.
CUUCUCGUAGUUUCCUGUGUGUGACCGACCUCGCGUCCUCAACGAAAAGCGGUGCUCCUUCGGAGUUCGGACUGUCGUCCCUUGUCGGGAUUUUGUGGCGAAAAUUUCAGAGCCGUAAUUAUGGUUUUCGAGAGGAAAAUGCUCACGUACGGCGACCCCGACGACGAGGAGGAAGAUGGGCCUGCUGAGGAGGAAGAGGAGGAGGAAGAAGAGGAAGAGAUGGUGGAUCCUCUAGAAACGAUACGAGCUAAGUGUGAGCAGACUGAACACUGUGUGCACUACAAGGAGCGUUUGGAGACCUGUGAAGCCCGGGUCAGCUCCAGGUCCAACACUGAGGAGGACUGCACAGAAGAGCUCUUUGACUUCCUGCAUGCACGAGACCAUUGUGUAGCACACAAGCUGUUCCACAACGUGAAAUGACCUGCCUGCACAGUUCCCACCAUUUGCAGCUGUAGAAUCUAUUUAACUGCUAAAAUUGUAAAAUAAUCUGAACAGUUCUGAGCUCUGUUGUUGUUAUUCUCCUGUGUAUUAAUGUAAAUGAAAUAGCAUAGGCUCCUGCAUAAAUACAUGCCACCCUUUUCUCUAUAGACAGUGUAUAUCUUUAGACACGGUCAGAUGCAGUUUGUAAAUUAUGAAUCACUGCUUGUAUGGGUGAUGGGUGCAAAGACACACUUGGAUUAUCCCUCAAUGUGGUCACAUCAUAUGCAAAAGAAAGUAUACUGCUCCAGUAGUGGAGAGGUUACCUCAAGUUUGGGCAUGGAUUCAUUGUUCUGACUGGAAAAUAAAGGUUUUCUUUGGUCUCCA